Molecule: messenger RNA, 815 nt
Organism: Zea mays
Lineage: Eukaryota; Viridiplantae; Streptophyta; Magnoliopsida; Poales; Poaceae
Product: avr9/Cf-9 rapidly elicited protein 194
Exons: 1
Coding region: 108-635 (175 amino acids)
Source: RefSeq, marked validated
GUCGUCUCCGUUCCUAUCUCCUUCCCCUCUGUCUCCCCUCAUCAUACUUUUCUUGCUCCUUCGAUCGAGGCAAAAAGUUAGCUAGGGAAAGCUAUAAAGAUAAAAAGAUGGCGACGGCUGAUCACGAGGCGACGGACGACAGUAGCGGCGGCCCGCUCCUCGUUUGGGACUGCGGCAGCAUGCUCUACGACUCGUACGAGCUCACCGCCUUCAAGCGCCAGCUCGACGCCGCUGUGCUCUCCAGCAGCCGCUCGCUCUCCAUGCCGCACCUCACGGCCAGCGUCGCCACAACGUCGCUGCCCACCACCGACGUACAGCAGCAGCAGGGAAGGCGGCGCAGGAGGAGGCGCCUGCCCGCCCUGCUCCGGAGGCUCUUCUCCAGGGUGCUCCGGCUGCGGCUAUUCCCAGCCACCGGGGCGCGGGGCGCGCACUACUGGACGGGAGACGACCGAACAGGGUCGCCGUGGUCCGGCGCCCUCACGUCCAUCCCGGAGGAGCAGAGCUCCAGCAGCCCUGAGAUGGCGGAGUCCCCGGUCGUUGAGCCUGCCCAGAGCAAGCUGCGCAAGACACAGUCGGAGCGCUUCAUCGGCAGCAAGGCGGCGGCGCCCAUGGUGCAAUUCGAUGUCGUCUUGUAGCAGCAACACGCAAUUCACUAGUAGUUACUACUCUACUUAUAUAAAAGUAAGCACUUAUUAUUUGUAAUUUUAUACAGUACUCACUAUUUAGUCUUUUAGUUUGUAAAUUGGAAACAACGGAAGGUAACUUCAUGUGAGGAACUUCUACUCGAUCUAUAGGCUUGUUUGGUUUGUGACUAA